GGAGCGGUGCGGAGCGGUGCGGAUCGGUGCGCAGUUCCCCGCUCCCCGCCCCGGCCCGCCCCGCUCCCCGGGCGGCCAAUGCGCGGCCGGGGGAGGCAGAGCCGGGACCGGCCCGGGGGAAAGCAUCAAGCCCAACUUUCUCACCUUGAAGGGAAUAAAGCUCUCCCGAUGCUUCCCCGCCCGCCGCCCUUCCCGCCGGCCCGGGCUGUCCCAGCGGAGGACGGAGCCGAGUAGGGGCUCGAUGCGCGGCCAUGGGGCGAGGGGCCGCCAUCGGUCGAAGCCUGCUGCGGGCAGCGAUGUUGCUCGCUCUCUGCCCCGGCGCUGCGGGCGGCACGUGGAUGUGGCUGGGCAUCGCGGCCGCCGGGGGGCCGGAGAAACCGGGCUGCUCCAGCCCUCCGCUGAGCCCCGGGCAGCAGGAGCUGUGCAGGCAGAAGCCGGAGCUGGUGCCCGCCAUCCGGGAGGGAGCGCGUCUCGGCCUCCAGGAGUGCCGCAGCCAGUUCCGACACGAGCGCUGGGACUGCCGCCCGCCGCCCGCCGCCCCGCGCCGCCCGCCCGCCGCCUUCGGGCAGCAGCUGAGCAGCGGCACGAAGGAGUCCGCGUUUGUGUAUGCGGUGACGGCAGCAGGGCUGGUGCAUGCCGUGACCCGCUCCUGCAGCGCAGGAAACGUGACCGAGUGCUCCUGUGACACCAAACUGCAGGGCGGGGGCUCGGCCAGCGAGGGCUGGCACUGGGGCGGCUGCUCCGACGACAUCCACUAUGGGAUGGCCUUCAGCAGGAGCUUCCUGGAUGCGCCCAUCAGGAAUGCGUCAGGAAAGAGUGGCAACGGGCUGCUGGCGAUGAACCUGCACAACAACGAGGCUGGGAGGCAGGCUGUAGCAAAGCUGAUGUCAGUGGACUGCCGUUGUCAUGGUGUUUCUGGGUCGUGUGCUGUGAAAACUUGCUGGAAAACCAUGUCCUCCUUUGAAAAGAUUGGCCGGUUUUUAAAGGAUAAGUAUGAAAACAGCAUACAGGUAUCAGACAAGCUGAAAAAAAAGUUACGCAGGAAAGAGAAGAGCCAGAGAAAAAUACCAAUCCAGAAAGAAGACCUGCUGUACGUGAACAAAUCGCCCAAUUACUGCGUCGAAGAUCAGAAACUGGGGAUCCCUGGGACUCAGGGCAGGGAAUGCAACCGCACGUCAGAUGGACCCGAUGGCUGCAACCUGCUGUGCUGCGGGCGCGGGUACAACACGCACGUGGUCAGGCACGUGGAGAGGUGUGAGUGCAAGUUUGUCUGGUGCUGCUACGUGCGCUGUCGGCGGUGCGAGACCAUGACUGACGUACACACCUGCAAGUAGGGCUCAGCACAGAAACAGCCAAAUCACCCCGCAGCGGGCUGUGUGCCCAGCUGCCACGCAGGCAGCAGUUACUGGGACGGGGACUAUGGGGGAUCCGCCUCCGGGGGAACAGGCAUCGCCAAACAGGGCGUACUCCAAAUAGUUGGUGUAUGAAAGCCAUGAGUGGAGAGCAGCCUGCACACAGGGACAGCCACAGCAACAGGGAAAGACUCCCAAUGGCACAUUUGAGCCAUCUCCGUGUUAGAGUUAAAAUCUCUCUGGGACUUGAAUAGCCACAACAUCGUGAAGAUCAGUGUGGUCGGCAGGUACAGUGCAGAGAACACAAGAUCUUAUCAGCCAGAGGAUGGAGGGCUAGGAGGCUUGUAAGACACAUCAGAUGGAUCCGCUAGAUGACUCAUUUCUACCAGUCUUACAAAAAAUAAGAUACAGGAAUGCUGUAUGUUCUGUUCACCCUGAAGCAUUUCCUUUGUGACCUUUCGAAAAACUCUCUGUGUGGCGUGCCGAAGAGCUGCUGGUACCCAGAAACGUGUGUGCCUAUGGAGAGGGGGGAUAGGAGAGGACGGCCCAUUGGCCUGGAGAAAACUGUGCCCAGAGCAGGGGGGAUGGAGCACAGUUCAGUGAAUGUGGUGUGCCAAAAGCAACCUCAGGGUCCUAUACAAGUUGUCUUUCAAAUGCACAAAGGUCGGGUCUGAGGAGGGACAGAAAUACAGCUUGGUAUUUGAGGGAAGUGCAGUCCCUCACAUGUAUAUCCUCAGCACCCGAGUGCACAAUUUGCAAUCAACCCAUCAUUGCCCCAGUGUUGGACUGCGUGUGUUAACCUGACAUCUUCAGCCAUCCUGGUGGGGCUCACCAGCAAUUUCACAAUUAGCCGUGUGAGACACAGCCCAAAGAAAUCUGUCAUAAAAUGAGAGAUUUUAAACACUUCAGUCACAUUCUCUUAUAGGAGCUACAGCUAGAAUUUUUCAUUAGUACCCCAGUUCAAUGCACAAAUGUGACCAAAGGAUUGGCUCACACCACUAAAAUAUUUCAACUGUUACCAAUAACGUUUUCUCCCCUCCAUACGUUGGCUUAAUUCAUAGAAUCAUAGAAUCACCAAGGUUGGAAAAGACCCACAGGAUCACCCAGUCCAACCAUCCACCCAUCACCAAUAGUUCUCACUAGGCCAUGUCCCUCAACACAAUGUCCAGACGUUCUUUGAACACCUCCAGGGUCGGUGACUCCACCACCUCCCAGGGCAGCCCAUUCCAGUGCUUAAUUCUAUUUUACAUCUGGAAAUGGUUGUUUAUUUUUAUGCAGUGAUACAAUUCCUGGUUUAAAAAAGCAUCACGGGAAAGGAUUUCUGUUGUUUAAACGUGCAAAGACCUAUUUUUGAUAAGAUGAGAAAGUUUAUAUUUUGUAAAUAUUUAAAUUAUGCGAGUUAUGUAAGAGGUUUCCAAAACAAAUGUGCUAAGAUUGCAGCCUGUGGCAUUUGCUGAUGUUUGUUACUAUUGCAGCAGCCUAUAACUGAUUUUUAUUUGCAUGUGCAGGGGGAACUUAUUCAGAGGAUCACUGAAAUGUUCUUUUUUCUACAAUCAGGUCAGUUACAACUGUUCGGUCAACACACUUAUGGUGACACAGUGACGAGAAGCACUUAUUUUGCUGUUCUAAAUGAUCAUUAGUUACUAUCCUGUAUAGUUUUUCUGUUCUUUUCAACUCAUUUUGCACACAGUGAAAUUUGGCUCCAGUGGUAAGUGGCAGAACUCCCACUGACAUCAGCAGGAGUGCUCAGGGGCUGCCGUCCCUUAACUUGUUCCACACGGGCAGGCAGUUGUUAGAAAUAUAUCUGCUGAGAUACUUUGGUUGAGGCUUUCAAAGCUGUCAUUUAUUUUCUCAUGAAAGAUGGUGACCAGAUUCCCCAUCACCGUUUAUUGGAUUUGUAGGUCAGGAGGAAGGAAACAAAACCUGUGUUGUGGUACGUUGCUGCCUUGUGUAGAGCAUCAGAAAGAGAAGUCCUUUAUGUGCUGGUUCUUUGGGGACUGUCUUCCACUUUUGGCCAGUGUCACUUCACUGACCUAGCUAGAUAAUGGGGAGGAAAUAGUGCAGGGCUCCUCGACACCAGGUCAGCUUCAGGGAUUUGCCCAGGAGAAAAGAUCUCAAAGGGCUGUUUGGGGUUGGAACAGAAGGGGCACACACAUCAGCGUCUCACUGAGGAGCGGGGCAGUUGUGACAGGGCCAACGCAUUCAGGGUGUCAGUGCCUGCUUGGGUAGCUCCUAUUUGAGGCUGCAGAGCAGUCGUCUAGGUCUAAAAGGUAUAAUAAAAAUGGCUUUGUUGAUAAAUGUUAUUAAUAAAAGACUUUUUUCUGGUUGAAAGG
Molecule: messenger RNA, 3685 nt
Organism: Gallus gallus (chicken)
Lineage: Eukaryota; Metazoa; Chordata; Aves; Galliformes; Phasianidae
Gene: WNT16
Product: Wnt family member 16
Exons: 4
Coding region: 252-1334 (360 amino acids)
Biological process (GO): neuron differentiation; cell fate commitment; canonical Wnt signaling pathway
Cellular component (GO): extracellular region
Molecular function (GO): frizzled binding; cytokine activity
Source: RefSeq, a predicted model, not a curated record